AAAUAAAAUAAAAAGGGUUCCGAAAUGUAAUUGCAAACGCAUCAAACGCACCCUAAUCGCUGGCGAGAUCUGGGUUUCUCGCUCUGAUGGAUAACCUCAGAACCCAAAUUUGGGUUCUUGCAGCUUGAUGCGUGUGCCCAAGCAUCUUCGCUUUCUCCUCCACCAAGGUUGUGCCCUGUAGCAGAAGAUCCAUUCUCUGUUUUGUCUUCCUCCUUGUGUGGUGGUACCCGAAAUUUUUUGGUAGGUUUUUGUUUAGAUUUGUUUGGGAGGAGAAAUGGAAUAAUUUGAGGAGUUGGAAGAAAUUGAUGGUGCAGAGUUAUGAACAAGAUGGACAAGAUGAAAACGAGAAGAUUGAGAGGAGGAAGAUGAAACAGAGAUUUGAUGGGGGUGGAAAUUUUGAUUUUCUUUCUCAUGGGUUCGUAACUUAGUUGCCUCUCAGCAUGUUGAAGGCUGACAGGACCGAUCUAUGGUUGGUUUUCCAGGGGAAGAAGUUGCCUGAACGGGUGAAAUCCGGCUGGAUUUUGUUCAAUACAGUGGAGGAAUUCGACCGGAUUGGAAUGUCGUAUUUCUGGCGAAAGCUUAACCGGCCUGUGUGGACCAUUGGACCGAUUUUAUUAUCCACGUAAAACAGAGCAUGGGCUGGAAAAGGAGGAAUCUCGCCGGAAACAUGUCGAAAAUGGCUAGACACUAAGCAUCCAAAUUCAGUGCUAUACAUAUCCUUUGGAUCAAUGAACACAACUUCGCCAGUAAUUGUUGGCCGAAUUCUAUGUUUCUUGUUUGAAUUUGCUUGAUUCGGAGUUGCGUUGGAUUCAUGGAUUAAUCUUAAUGCACUUGAAUGGCACUGGACAAAUAAGUGAUCCACACUGGAGAAGAAGACUGGAAUCAAAGAACAAAAAUAGAAAAUUAUUUUUAUU
Rubroshorea leprosula is the source of this 914-nucleotide messenger RNA. The record is from the annotation of a GenBank genome assembly. NCBI's taxonomy places the organism in Eukaryota, Viridiplantae, Streptophyta, Magnoliopsida, Malvales, Dipterocarpaceae.